Molecule: messenger RNA, 1997 nt
Organism: Pogonomyrmex barbatus (red harvester ant)
Lineage: Eukaryota; Metazoa; Arthropoda; Insecta; Hymenoptera; Formicidae
Gene: l(2)37Cd
Product: general transcription factor IIIC subunit l(2)37Cd
Biological process (GO): transcription initiation at RNA polymerase III promoter
Cellular component (GO): transcription factor TFIIIC complex
Molecular function (GO): RNA polymerase III type 1 promoter sequence-specific DNA binding; RNA polymerase III type 2 promoter sequence-specific DNA binding
Source: RefSeq, a predicted model, not a curated record
AGAAAGAAGGAAAGCGACAAUGAAAGAAGAAGGGAGACGAGGAAAAGUGGAAAUUGAAUGGAAGGAUUGGUAUAGCAGAGAAAGAGAGGGAGACAAAAGAAGAAGGUGCGAUGACAGAAGGGUGAAAGAAAGGAGGCAGAAAUGGGAAAGGAUAAAGAUAAAUAAUUCACAAAAUGGCAAAUAUACAAGAUCAAUUCCUGAACAUAGAUUUGAUAAGAAAUUGAUAUGCAUUAAAUAUCCAGGAAAUGUGGUUAAUAUCGAUAGAGCUAUUGAAACAUUGGGUGGCAUUAGUUCCAUUUCUAUGAUUGUAGAUCUUCCUAACAGAAGAUUAGAAUUACGAUUUAGACCUAAUGAUGGUUAUAGCAAGCCUACUUGUGGAGAUAGACAUAGUACAAAUGGUUUCUUACUUAGAGUUAGAAUAAAAAAAAUAAGAUACUUCAAGUUGAGUACUACUUUGGAUUUUAUAAAAUCAAAAUCUAUGAAUAUUAUAAACUUAAACAAUACUUUCUGGUGCACUAGCUUUAGCAGAGAAAAUCUUGACACUUCUUCUUCAUCAAAGAACAAAUACAAUUAUAAAGAUAACAUCAGUAAUCUGGUUAAUCAGGAACAAAAUUGCAAUAUUAGCUCUAUGCAUUAUAAUAGCGAAAAAACAAUACAGAAAAAAUAUGCUGCAGACGAUAUUAACAAUUUACAUGAUAUAUGUAUAGACAAAAAUUCAUCAAAAAGGAAGAAACAUGUAUCAUCUAUUAUUGAUAACAAUAAAUAUGAAAAUUUAUCUCAAGAAACGGAUUACAAAAUACCACAUUUAAAAAUAUUAGGAAGAAUAGAUACUGAAUUCAAAUUUACCAAUUUAUGUGAUUUUCAAUAUAUACCGAUAACACAGAGCAGAUCAAAUCCAAAAAAAUUGGAAUGUAUAUAUAACUUGAUUUAUCCAACAGGGAUUCCGCUUUAUUCUUGGUUAAAAAAUGAUGUACCAUAUUUUUUACCACCAGCUGUCUUCAGCAGAAUGGAUACUGUACAGCAAUAUAUACCAAAAACUGAAAUAGAUUCGAGUCCAGAGAAUGUCGGCAAAAUUAAAAAAUGUCAUGCAGGUUUUCCCAAUUAUAUAUAUUUUUCUACAUCGGAAGUACCCACCGUACCACCAAAGGGCAUUGAAACAGCUAUGAAAGUAAAAUUACUUCAAAACACACAUCUAGAACAAGUGCGUCAACUUUUUAAAGAGCGUCCAAUCUGGUCGAAAAAUGCUAUUAUGUAUAAAACACAAUUUACAUCGGAACAAUUGAAGAUAUUAUUACCAUCAGUAGCAUAUUAUUUUAUGACUGGACCAUGGAGAAUAAUGUGGAUAAAAUUGGGCUAUGAUCCAAGACAGGAUAUUAAUGCAAGAAAAUAUCAGACAUUAGAUUAUAGAUUAAAAGCUAUGCAUGGAUUAGGUUCAACUGUCAGAUGUAAAAGAAAUUAUUCAAAUUAUACAUUACCAUAUAAAUCAGCACCUGUUUCUAAACAAAAACCUGCAAUACUUACUGCUACAUCGAGUCAAAAACAAAAUCUGAAAAAAGAGCGACAUUUACAUGAAAAUGUAUAUAUAUAUCGGGAAGGUAUGGUACCUCCUUCUCGGCAAAUGUUUUAUCAGUAUUGUGAUGUCUUGGUAGGAGAAAUACAGGAAAUGUUAGCAAAGCUUCCUGAUCCUUUACCUGGUAUUAGGUGUCAUGAAAAGAGAGGAUGGCUACCAACUGGUUUUGAUGUACAGUGCAGAGAAAUUUUAAAUAAACAAGUACGAGCUGUCUUAAGGAAAAGGAUGAAUAUUCCCGAGGAUCAUCCUACAUCACUUCCACGAAAACGAAAACAUGGCAUUAAAUUAAAAUAUAAUAAAAUGAUUAAUAAAAGAACGAAACAGAGUACAAAAAAUUCUACAGAAAUUUAGACGUAGAAGAUUUAAAUCGUCAGUAAUUUGACGUGAAUAAUAAUGAAGAUUAUAGACGAGAUACAAGUAAUCAAAA